Molecule: messenger RNA, 1460 nt
Organism: Tupaia belangeri chinensis (Chinese tree shrew)
Lineage: Eukaryota; Metazoa; Chordata; Mammalia; Scandentia; Tupaiidae
Gene: CD247
Product: CD247 molecule
Exons: 8
Coding region: 140-631 (163 amino acids)
Biological process (GO): T cell receptor signaling pathway
Cellular component (GO): membrane; alpha-beta T cell receptor complex
Molecular function (GO): transmembrane signaling receptor activity
Source: RefSeq, a predicted model, not a curated record
UCAGGCCCCCCCAGUCCUCCACUUCCUGAGGAGGCAGCCCCAGAAGAAAGCCAGCAGAGACGCGUUUCUCUUCCAUCCCAGCCGCAGCCGCACUGCUUCCACGCCGGCACCCCAGCACCGUCCCAGGGAAAAGGGCAAGAUGAAGUGGAAGCUGCUGGUUAUGGCCGCCAUCCUGCAGGCCGGGCUCCCGAGCACAGAGGCACAGAGCUUCGGCCUGCUGGACCCCAAACUCUGCUACCUCCUGGAUGGGAUCCUGUUUCUCUACGGCGUGGUCAUCACCGCCCUGUACCUGAGAGCGAAGUUCUCCGGCACCCCCGACGUCCCCGUGCAUGCCCAGGGCCAGAGCCAGCUCUACAACGAGCUCAGCCUAGGGCGGAGAGAAGAGUAUGAUGUUCUGGACAAGAGACGCGGCCGCGACCCCGAGAUGGGGGGCAAGCAGAGGAGGAAGAACCCGCAGGAUGGCGUCUACAAUGCGCUGCAGAAGGACAAGAUGGCGGAGGCCUACAGCGAGAUCGGGAUGAAGGGCGAGCGGCGGAGAGGCAAGGGGAGCGACGGCCUUUAUCAGGGGCUCAGCACGGCCACCAAGGACACCUACGAUGCCCUGCACAUGCAGAUGCUGCCCCCUCGCUAGGAGCCAGCCCCGGGAGCAGCACGCAGGACCCCGUGCCCUGACUUCUCGCUGUACAGUUCUGCCGUAGCCAACCGCCGCCCGCGGCCCCAGUCACCCGGGCAGUCAGGGAGCGCCCCAGGGCCACGGGCAGCUGGGCUCUCCUGGCCUGCUGGGCUCGGCUGGCAGGACCCUCUCACGGCCUGGCGAGCAAGCUCCCUCUCGCAGCUGUCAAGUGUGUUUCAUGAAGUCCCUGGAGGACCCAGCCCCCUGCGCAGGUGUCCCCAGCCUGCACUGCUCUUCAGUAUUCCAGUGCUUCGCGCCGGCUGUAAAUCUGGCUUCCGUUGUACCGUGUCAGGGUCGCCUGUGAUCUGGCCACGUGCCCUCGGUGCAGGGGCUGGGCGGAGGGGCAGGGCGCGCAGCCAAACGCGUGCCCAGGGCUGAGGAGGGAGGCGGUGGGAGGGACUGGCAGGGGAGUGGGCGGGAGGUUGGUCAGGACGGGGUGGAGGGGUGGGGACCCGGCAGGGAAGGGUCUCUCCAGACCUGAGUUCAGAGGACAGGAACCCACUGCCCUGGCCCUCAGAGGGACAGUGGGCAGUGCUCUGGCUGAGAAGCAGGGCGAGUGCCGCUGCGGGCCCUGGCCAGAGCGCAGGAGCAAGGCCACGUCCAAGCACUUGGGCCCUGGGCUCUGAGUUUGGGCGAGCCUCUGCCCCCAGGCCCUGCGCACACCUGCGGGACCCCGCGGACAGGCAGCAGAGAAUCAGAGCUGCGAGAUGAAAGGGCAGGGCCUCUGCGUGGGUUUUAAUUUAUAUUGACCUGCUGUUUUGCAUAAUAAAUGCUUCAGUCAGUGCGA